GAGUUGGUGGAGGAAGGAAGAGAAUUUUUUUAAAUAAAAAGGAGAACAAAGACCUUGUCAAGCUACCCCACAAAGGGCCAUAGAAACGGUGGAUUCCCAAAGUGAAAUUCCGGAAAUUUGAGGAAGAUCCGGAUCCGGAGAGAAAGAGCUGAAGAAAAGAGGUGGGGAAAGCAACGUGGAAAGGAUCAAAGGGAGACCUGGAAGAAAAGAGACCUCCGGGAGAAGAAGAUGGGGAAAUGAAUCGCCCGCCAGACCCCGGCCAAACUGGGAAUUUCGCCCAGGGACAGAAAGGACUACCCUGAUGCUUGAUGACCGUUUUAAGACCCCUCUCCCAAUCCCCACUUGUCACCUAACCAUCUGCUUCGGUCAGAAUUAACCAAUGUCAACAAUUAGGGAACAGCCGAUCUUCAGCACCAGGGCACACAUCUUCCAGAUCGACCCCGCCACCAAGAGGAACUGGAUCCCCACCAGCAAGCAUGCGCUGACUGUCUCCUACUUCUACGAUGCCACACGCAACGUCUACCGAAUCAUCAGUGUGGGAGGCACCAAGGCCAUCAUCAACAGUACUAUCACCCCCAACAUGACGUUCACGAAGACCUCACAGAAAUUUGGCCAGUGGGCCGACAGCAGAGCAAACACCGUCUAUGGCCUGGGAUUUGCCUCUGAGCACCAUCUCUCCCAGUUUGCAGAGAAGUUUCAGGAGGUGAAGGAAGCCGCUCGCCUGGCAAGGGAGAAGUCGCAGGAUAAGACGGAGCUGACCAGCCCAGCCCUCAGUUUGACAUCCCACCAGAUCCUCCCCAGCCCCAUCAUCAGUUCCAAUGGACCUGGAGAUGACAAGCUCUUCCGCAGCCAGAGUGCUGACAUGGAGAUGACGACGGAGAGGGAGCGGAUCAAGAAGAUGCUCUCCGAAGGCUCUGUCUGCGAAGUCCAGUGGGAGGCAGAGUUCUUCACCCUGCAAGACAACAACAACAAGUUGGUGGCCGCAUUGAACGAAGCCAACGCCAACGUGGAGCAGUGGAAGAAGCAGCUGGCAGCCUACCAGGAGGAAACAGAGACCCUGCGGCAACGGGUGGCUGAGCUGGAAGCCCAGAGAGGCCACGAAUCCUCAGGGGAGGCCAAGGAGGAGCCCAGUCCAGCCCUGGAAGCACUGGAGCAGUUGGUGAAAGCCAGAGACGAGGAACUACGGCAGCUAAAGGGGCAGAAAGGAGGAAGCUGGGACAUGGAUGAAGAGUGUGAGGACACCCGUCAGAAGGUGCAGGACUUGGAAAGGCGCAACACAGACUUGGAGCGGCGCCUUCGCCUGGCUGAGCAGUCUCUGUCGGAGACACUUUCUGAGCGGAAGAAGAUGUACCAUGAAGUGGCCAAGGUGGCGGAAAUCAUGGACAUGAAGAUCUUCGAGCUGAGCGAGCUGCGGCAGGACUUGGCCAAGCUGGUGGAGAGCAACUGAGCCUGGCCAUAGGUGGGGAGGUGGGGAAGUUGCCCCGGUGGUUCUCCUUGAAAUGGUUGGCCUGGCGGAAGCGGACAGGCGACGUGGCUCUGAAGUGGGUAGCUGGUGGGGCACAUUUUUGGUCCUCCACAGAUGCUCCUCCAAGAGGAUGCUGGACAUCAUAGAAUUGUAGAGUUGGAAGGGAGCCUGAGGAUCAUCCAAUCCAACCCCCUGCAAUGCAGGAAUAUGCCUCUGUCCCAUAAGGGGAUCAAACCUGCAACCUUGGUGUUCUCAGCACCAGGCUCUAACCAGCUGAGCUAUCCUGGCUGACACCUUCAGGCUUCUUUUUCCUGGCCUUAGUUCCCUUUCGGAUGCUUCCAUUUCUACAGACACAGUUAUCCUUUUUCUAGCCAAGUUAGUACAGUGGCCCCCCUUCCCUGAUCCAGUAGGUUUUUGAUAGAGAACUCUUCUCCCUGCCCCCCAGCCUUACCAGAACCAGCGGCUGAUUCAAAAACCUUUCUUGUAAUCCUCCUAGCUGAGUCUUUUUAACAAGCUUGCUUUUUAUAGAUUACCAGAGACUUCCCCCUCAACCCCCCCCCCCGAGGGAACCUUGACUCUCUUCCUGGAAGUAAAUGGGGCUAUUUUCUUCUCUCCACCCCCCCCACUCUCCUCCCAACAACACCCUCCUUCCAUUGUA
Messenger RNA from Lacerta agilis (Sand lizard), 2123 nucleotides. It is a transcript of the gene HOMER3, whose product is annotated as homer scaffold protein 3. Gene Ontology annotation, cellular component: dendrite; cytoplasm; postsynaptic density. The record is from RefSeq and is a predicted model, not a curated record. Gene Ontology annotation, biological process: regulation of store-operated calcium entry; G protein-coupled glutamate receptor signaling pathway. Lineage: Eukaryota; Metazoa; Chordata; Lepidosauria; Squamata; Lacertidae. The transcript is spliced from 11 exons. The coding region runs from base 380 to 1447 and encodes 355 amino acids. Gene Ontology annotation, molecular function: G protein-coupled glutamate receptor binding.